Molecule: messenger RNA, 3921 nt
Organism: Epinephelus moara (kelp grouper)
Lineage: Eukaryota; Metazoa; Chordata; Actinopteri; Perciformes; Serranidae
Gene: puf60a
Product: poly-U binding splicing factor a
Exons: 12
Coding region: 138-2621 (827 amino acids)
Biological process (GO): mRNA splice site recognition; regulation of alternative mRNA splicing, via spliceosome; alternative mRNA splicing, via spliceosome
Cellular component (GO): catalytic step 2 spliceosome; precatalytic spliceosome
Molecular function (GO): RNA binding
Source: RefSeq, a predicted model, not a curated record
UAGGCGGAAGUGCCGCUGCAAGUCGGAGAGCUGAGACUAACAACAAAAAUCUAAAUAUGAAAAUAAAAAUAUAAAAUGUAUGAGCUGUGUUUUUGAUCCCGGAGCAGAGACAGAGAGGAGCUCAGAGAGACAGCUGCAUGGCGGUGACCGUUUCCGCGGGAGGGCCGGCUCUCAUCAUGGAGAACGGACAGAGCACCACCACCAAGCUGGGCCUGCCGCCUCUCACCCCCAACCAGCAGGAGGCGCUGCAGAAGGCGAAGAAGUACUGCAUGGAGCAGAGCAUCAACAGUGUUCUCCUCAGACAGACGCAGCAGCUCAGCAGCCUGCAGAUGGCGUCUCUGUCCAUGGGUCUGGGCGACGCUCUGUCUCCUCUUCAGUCGGUAAGUGGAGCCAUCUACCAUUUCCACAAUGCAUCUGUGUGUGAAAUGUUACAGGUCCCAGACUACAGGUCCCAGGUCUCAGGUUACAGGUCCCAGGUCCCAGGUCUCAGGUUACAGGUCCCAGGUUACAGGUCCCGGGUUACAGGUCCCAGGUCCCAGGUCACAGACCAGCAGAACAGACCCCAGACCAGCAGUACAGACCCCAGACCAGCAGAACAGACCCCAGACCAGCAGUACAGACCCCAGACCAGCAGUACAGACCCUAGACCAGCAUACAGACCUCAGACCAGCAGUACAGACCCUAGACCAGCAGUACAGACCUCAGACCAGCAGUACAGACCUCAGACCAGCAAUACAGACCCUAGACCAGCAGUACAGACCCUAGACCAGCAGAACAGACCCCAGACCAGUAGAACAGACCCCAGACCAGCAGAACAGACCUCAGACCAGCAGUACAGACCUCAGACCAGCAGAACAGACCCCAGACCAGCAGUACAGACCCCAGACCAGCAGUACAGACCUCAGACCAGCAGUACAGACUCCAGACCAGCAGUACAGACCUCAGACCAGCAGAACAGACCUCAGACCAGCAGUACAGACCUCAGACCAGCAGAACAGACUCCAGACCAGCAGUACAGACCUCAGACCAGCAGUACAGACCCCAGACCAACAGUACAGACCCCAGACCAGCAGUACAGACCUCAGACCAGCAGUACAGACCCCAGACCAGCAGAACAGACCCCAGACCAGCAGUACAGACCCCAGACCAGCAGAACAGACCUCAGACCAGCAGAACAGACCUCAGACCAGCAGUACAGACCCCAGACCAGCAGAACAGACCUCAGACCAGCAGAAGAGACCUCAGACCAGCAGUACAGACCUCAGAUCAGCAGAACAGACCUCAGACCAGCAGUCCAGACCCCAGACCAGCAGAACAGGCCUCAGAUCAGCAGUACAGACCCUAGACCAGCAGCACAGGCCUCAGAUCAGCAGAACAGACCUCAGACUAGCAGAACAGACCUCAGACCAGCAGUUCAGACCUCAGACCAGGACGUGUAUGAGGUCAUCUUCAGUCCAUCUGUGUCACUGCAGGGUUUCGCCUUCGUAGAGUACGAGAUGCCUGAAGCGGCUCAGCUGGCUCUGGAACAGAUGAACUCCGUCGUUCUCGGAGGACGAAACAUAAAGGUCGGGAGGCCCAGUAACAUCGGCCAGGCUCAGCCAAUCAUUGACCAGCUGGCAGAGGAAGCACGUGCCUUUAACAGGAUCUAUGUGGCGUCAGUUCACCCCGACCUCUCUGACGAUGACAUCAAGAGCGUCUUCGAGGCCUUUGGAAAGAUAAAGUCCUGCAUGCUGGCCCGAGAGCCGACCACUGGACGCCACAAAGGCUACGGCUUCAUCGAAUAUGAAAGGGCUCAGUCUGCUCAGGAUGCCGUCGCCUCCAUGAACCUGUUUGACCUGGGGGGUCAGUACCUGCGGGUGGGGAAGGCCGUGACUCCGCCCGUACCCCUCCUCACGCCCACAGCUCCUGGAGGGCUCCCUGCAGCUGCCGCAGUGGCUGCUGCUGCCGCCUCUGCCAAGAUCACUGCUCAGGAGUCAGUGGGAGCAUCGGUGCUCGGAGCUCUGGCUGCACCAGCGCUCCUCUCUCAGCAGCUGGGAGGACUUCCUCAGGCCGUCAUGGCUGCUCAGGCUCCAGGUGUCAUCACAGGUGUGACCCCGGCUCGACCCGGCGUGCCUCAGGUGGGUUUGGUGAACCCGGUGCUGGCUACGCCCCCGACCCUGGUGGCCUCCUUUGUCUCUGAGGGGAAGAGGACGGAAGAGGAGGGUCAGCAGGAGGCACAGAGGGAUGGAGCCGUGCAGCCACUCAGCGAGCAGGAGCACAUCAGCAUCAGCGGCACCAGCGCCCGACACAUGGUGAUGAGGAAACUGCUCCGCAAGCAGGAGUCCACCGUGAUGGUCCUCAGGAACAUGGUCGGACCCGACGACAUCGACGACGACCUGGAGGGUGAGGUCACCGAGGAGUGUGGGAAGUUUGGGCGGGUGAGGCGUGUGGUCAUCUACCAGGAGCGCCAGGGUGAGGAGGAUGACGCCGAGGUCAUCGUGAAGAUCUUUGUGGAGUUUUCGGAGGCGGCGGAAAUGAACCGCGCCAUCCAGGCGCUCAACCAGCGCUGGUUUGGAGGACGCAAGGUGGUGGCGGAGGUGUACAACCAGGAACACUUUGACAACAGUGACCUGUCGGCGUAGAACACACACACACACACACACACACACACACACACAUAGAGCAUAGUGCAGGCGCCUCUUUCUAUUAAUGUUUGUCUGAGAUUUAAAGGACCACUCCGCUGUUUCUCAUGUUUCAGUUCCUGCUGAAUGUUUUUAUAUAUCACAGAUUUUAUACGUAACAGAGUGACUGUAGUCACUAACAUGCUAACGUCAGUGACGCUAACGUUAGCAGCCGAUGCUAACUGUAUUUGUACUGUAGCUUGAAGUCCUGAUCCAAGUCAGACUCUAGUCACAUGACCUGAUCCAAGUCAGACUCUAGUCACGUGACCUGAUCCAAGUCAGACUCCAGUCACGUGACCUGAUCCAAGUCAGACUCUAGUCACAUGACCUGAUCCUAGUCACUCUAGUCACAUGACCUGAUCCUAGUCAGACUCUAGUCACAUGACCUGAUCCUAGUCAGACUCUAGUCACAAGACCUGAUCCUAGUCAGACUCUAGUCACAUGACCUGAUCCAAAUCAGACUCCAGUCACAUGACCUGAUCCUAGUCAGACUCUAGUCGCAUGACCUGAUCCAAGUCAGACCGUAGUCACAUGAUUUUAUUACUUUAGACUCAAUUUUUAAAAAUCAAAAAAGACUUGCAACUUGGACUUUAAUACCGAUGACUUGUAACUUGACUCGGACUCGAGCCUUUUGACUUGAAAAUACUUGAUACUUUCUGCCAAGCCCAAGAAUGAAAAUGGUCAACAAAGAAUGAACAGCAGUGUGUGAGACGUGAGAUCAGUGACCUGACGCUGAUGUGAGGACAGUUCGUGAGCUCGAGCUAAGCUAACAUUAGCUUAACAGCUAAGUCACUUUUUAACAAAGUGGUUUUAACUCAAUAAAAGCAGGUCUUAAAAAGCGUUGAUGAUUUCUGUAAAUGUAAAUCUGCGAUACUUAAGCUGAGGAGCGCAUCACGACUUGUUCAGGACUCGAAACUCAAGGUUAGGGACUUGUUGGUCUUGAUAUGGGAAAUGACAUGAGAUUUGCUGGACUUGAUAAACAAUGAUUUGGUCUCUGCUGCAUUCAGGGACAGUGUGACAUCAUGUGAAAUGCUCAGCAGGAGUGUAGGAGGUCUGAGGUGAAACGUGAAGCCGACCGGUCCAUGUGUCACUUCACCUGUUCAGGUCCAGAAACUUCUGAACCGACUCGGGCCUCUCCAUGUUGUGUGGACGUUCUCCGAAUGCUGUGGAAAUGUUUGAGCCUGGUGGAUGAAGCCUUACCAGGCGACGGUGCGUUCAGGUGUCAAACACCAAAAUAUGUGAAUAAAACGUCUUUUUUUUU